Messenger RNA from Nymphaea colorata (pocket water lily), 1106 nucleotides. RefSeq lists its product as uncharacterized. The record is from RefSeq and is a predicted model, not a curated record. NCBI's taxonomy places the organism in Eukaryota, Viridiplantae, Streptophyta, Magnoliopsida, Nymphaeales, Nymphaeaceae. Bases 337 to 882 code for a protein of 181 amino acids. The transcript has 6 exons.
UGAAAAUCUGGACGCCUCGGUUCAGGGAGGGCCGGAGGAAGGAGGAGAAGCAAAAGGGAAACGAAGGUCACUUCUUAAGUCUGACGUUUGGAACCAAAGCCUACUUCAACCGCGAUCGCGGAGCCAGGAUUUUGAAAAUUCAGACUGGGAUCUCCGGCGAAUACGGCACCCGUUUGCCGCCUAUCCCGGGGCGGCGAAUUUCCUGACGGAGAGGUUGCGGAGAGCUCCGGCCAUUUUACGGCCUUGUGCGUCGCUCCGUUGGGGUAAGCUGAAGGGUAGGGAUCGAAUUUAGGGUUAGGUCCUUUGUUGCCCGAUAUCCCUCCCGUCGGCUCUUUCAUGGAGGUCAGAAAUGUUCCGGACAAUUCGGUUACGGCUGCUCCCGCGUCCUCCAAGCAGCUUAAGCCCUCACCGAACCUCGUCGAUAGCAGCUCCGUUUCCCAGAGAUUGCAGAAGGAAUUGAUGGCUUUGAUGAUGAGCGGAGAUCCUGGAAUAUCAGCAUUCCCUGAUGGUGAAAACAUCUUCUCCUGGAUUGGAACCAUAAAUGGAAGCAAGGGAACUGCCUAUGAUGGCUUGUCCUACAAGCUUUCUCUUCGGUUUCCUAUGGACUAUCCCUUUAAGCCGCCACAAGUUAAAUUUGAGACUAUGUGUUUUCAUCCAAAUGUUGAUCAAUACGGCAAUAUAUGCCUUGAUAUACUACAGGACAAGUGGUCUUCUGCAUAUGACUGCAGAACCGUUCUUCUGUCCAUUCAGAGCCUGCUGGGAGAGCCCAACAACGAGAGCCCUCUCAACAGCUAUGCUGCUACUUUGUGGAAUAACCAAGAAGACUACAGAAAGGUGGUUCUCAAGCAAUACACAGAUGGUGGGGGUGUUACUGAAAGCUGAAAAUUAGGUUUUCUUUUAGGUCUUCAAAGCAUAUCCAUGAGAUGAUCUGUGACUGCUCCGGUAACUGAUUUCUCAGGAAGCUCUUGGGUUGCAUUCUGGCCCUGGCCAAUUUGAAGAUAUCAAAAUCCUGGUUUUUGUGUAUCAUUGUGAAACAAUUGUGAUCUGGACCCCUGUAGACCGAGUCACUUAAUUCCGCCUUUGACCAAUACAUAAGCCUUAUCUGA